ACUGGUCGAAGGCUGUUGUAAAGAGGACGUGAGGAUGGUCAACGUGUCCCACAGCCACUUUGUCCUGGACGGCUUCAGUGAGCUGGGAGCGCUGCGGCCCGUCCUCUUCGUCCCUUACGUCCUCAUGUUGGCGCUGUCGCUGUGGGCCAACUCCCUGCUGCUGUACGUCGUCAUCUCCCAGAGGAGCCUCCACUCGCCCAUGUACAUCCUCAUCGCCGGCAUGGCGUGCGUGGACCUGAGCCUCCCGCUGUUCUUCGUCCCCCACAUGCUGCUGAGCUUCCUGUUUGACUGGAGGGGGAUCUCUCUGAUUGGCUGCCUGGUUCAGAUGCACUUGAUUCAUUUGUUAGGAGCUUUUCAGUCGACGUUGCUGCUGUGGAUGGCGCUGGACCGCUACUUUGCCAUCUGCACGCCCCUCUACUACCACGACCGCAUGGCGCUGACCAGAUUCCUCAAGUUCAUCGUCCCGCUAGUCCUCAGGAACGUCUUCCUGGUCUCGCUGUUCGUGAGCCUGGCGGGACGGCUGUCCUUCUGCUCCAGGAACGUGAUGAACCACUGUUUCUGUGAGCACAUGGCCCUGGUGGAGCUGGCCUGUGGGAGCACCGCCACCAACAACCUGGCCGGGCUGCUGACCGUGGUCCUCGUCCCCGUAGCCGACUUCAUUGUAAUCACGGCCUCCUACGUCGUCAUAUUCAGCUCAGUGCUGACUUCGGGUCAGUCCGGUACCAAAGCGCUUCACACCUGUGUCACCCACAUCGUGGUCAUGAGCGUCAGCCUGACCAUCAUCCUCACAGCCUUCCUGUCCUACCGGAUCAGAAACCGUCUCCCUGAAGCCGUCCGGGUUUUCUUCAGCACCAUGUACCUGCUGUUCCCGAGCUGCUUCAACCCGAUCGCCUACGGCAUCAGAACCGCCGAGAUAAGACAGCAGAUCAUCAACACGCUGACGAGCUUUCGCUUCCUCCGAACCGGGACUCAUUCUUAA
Molecule: messenger RNA, 979 nt
Organism: Etheostoma spectabile (orangethroat darter)
Lineage: Eukaryota; Metazoa; Chordata; Actinopteri; Perciformes; Percidae
Product: olfactory receptor 52K1-like
Exons: 1
Biological process (GO): G protein-coupled receptor signaling pathway
Cellular component (GO): plasma membrane
Molecular function (GO): G protein-coupled receptor activity; olfactory receptor activity
Source: RefSeq, a predicted model, not a curated record